AUGGCGUCGCCUGCGAGACGCGUGCUCGGUGACAGAGACCCCAACGCGCCCAUGCAUCAGCAGCCCUCAAAGGUGCCAAACAGAGCCUUACCACUCGCCAGUCCUAUCGCGCAACCAAGCGCUGUAAAGCGUCCUCUUCCCUCGGGGCACUCUCCAUCAAGCAGUCCUCGCGUUGGCCAGAAACGGAAGAUUGGAGCAGUACACGAUCACGAACAAGCAGGGUCCCAAGAUACAGUUGUUACGGCCACCCCUCUGUCACCGACCUCGGCGCUACUGAGCGCGACACAGUCUGAAAAUGAAGACAAUGCGCAAAUCUCGAUGGCCCAGAGCAGGUCGACUCUGGACACCGCCCUCACCUCUUUCUGUGAUUCUCAGGAAGAAUCGUCUCAAAUGGAGAGCGAAUUCCACAUACACGACGAGCCGAGCCAGCAGACCUUGGACAAGAUGCACGCCGUCACAUUCAGUCAAAGUACAUCUCAGCUUGUCCCGCCUCUGCGCCCGAAUCUGGCCAAAGAAGCCUCUCAGAGCAGCUUAAGCAUGUCCAGCCUAAUCGACUUCGACAACAACCGCUCGUCGGAAGAUGAAGACAUGCAAAUGAUAGAAGAGCUCGAAAGGGCAAAGGAGAAAAGGCCCAAGACGGAGAAGGACGCCAGGAAGGAGAUGAUGCUCGAGAAAGCUGAAACGCUGCGGACUCGAUUACAGCUCGCCCUCUACAAAAUUCAAACCAACCAGAUUACAAGACCAUUCGCGCGUCUUCAAGUCCCCAAAGUCACAUCUCCCCCUCCGCAGCUCACUGGGUCAUCUUCGUCCCCAAGAUCUUCAUCGACUGUGCGACCGAGCCCUGGACCAGAGAACUCGGCCGCGCAAGAGACUCGAGUUGCCAUGGCGCGAGCUCGCGCGACCAUGGGUCCUAGACCGGCUAUUAAGCUUCUCUCAAGCCUGCCAAUGCCAGAGAUAGUUCCAACAGCCUUCUCCGCGAGAUGGAAUCAUAAACUCGAACCACAGCAAGGGAGUCAGAGCAGCGAGGUCCACCCGCUGCCCAAUAUCCCCAGCAGUCCUCCUCUCUUGCGCGCAGACUACUCGGCUGAACACUUGACCGUGGGAGCGACCCAUCAAGACACCGAGCCUAGCACGCCCUUGCAGCUGUCUAGCCCGGCGCCUAGUGGACACGGAGAUGAUGUUGAAGCGGACACUGACCUCCGGCGGAAGUCACUCCAAGGCGUUGGUCUCACUAGUAGUGUGAUCAAAGGAGAAGCUGCAAAUAGCCUGCUCGAGCUUGUUCGAGGUGUGAGAUCCGGCGGCAUUGGGAUGUGCGGAGUUUGA
Messenger RNA from Cladophialophora psammophila CBS 110553, 1323 nucleotides. RefSeq lists its product as uncharacterized. Lineage: Eukaryota; Fungi; Ascomycota; Eurotiomycetes; Chaetothyriales; Herpotrichiellaceae. Bases 1 to 1323 code for a protein of 440 amino acids. The record is from RefSeq and is a predicted model, not a curated record. The transcript has 3 exons.